CAGCUGUUAGAGCAAAAUAAACUAAGUGGCAACUCGCUGCCGUUAUUAUAUUUAAUACCUGCGUACCUGUCAAAUUCAAACGCACAAUCUUAUCAAAAUGCGCGUAACUUUGAGUCGGUUGGCUAGUUUUUCGGCAAAAUUGAAGGAAGUGCGUAUUAUUCUGGAUCCCAACGAUAAGGCCUCCAAAGGCGCCAGGAAAUAUGUUGAAAGGUUCUAUCCCAAUCUUAAAAAGAGCAAUCCUAAUCUACCUAUUUUGGUAAGAGAGUGUGCUGGCGUAAAACCAAAACUCUGGGCUCGCUAUGAAAAUGGCCAGGAAGUUUCAAUUCCACUAUCAAAUCAACCAGCUCCAGACAUACAAAAACAAUUGGAGGCGGUGGGCAAAUGAUGCAGUGCGGCAGCAAUAAUAUUAUCUAAAUUAUUGAGGUAUAGACCAAAUAAAAACAAAUAGGUUUUAAACUUUGUCUUGUAUUUUAUGUUGUAUACUUGCAGUAAGUACAUUGUGUAUAUUAUUUGUUUUGUUUAAUUUAGUAAUGACAUUUAGCGACAUUAGGUACACAUGA
Molecule: messenger RNA, 560 nt
Organism: Drosophila albomicans
Lineage: Eukaryota; Metazoa; Arthropoda; Insecta; Diptera; Drosophilidae
Gene: ND-B8
Product: NADH dehydrogenase [ubiquinone] 1 alpha subcomplex subunit 2
Exons: 3
Coding region: 98-385 (95 amino acids)
Source: RefSeq, a predicted model, not a curated record